This is a messenger RNA of Odobenus rosmarus divergens (Pacific walrus), 3235 nucleotides long. It is a transcript of the gene SLC38A1, whose product is annotated as solute carrier family 38, member 1. Gene Ontology annotation, biological process: L-glutamine transport; amino acid transmembrane transport. The transcript is spliced from 16 exons. The record is from RefSeq and is a predicted model, not a curated record. Lineage: Eukaryota; Metazoa; Chordata; Mammalia; Carnivora; Odobenidae. Gene Ontology annotation, molecular function: L-glutamine transmembrane transporter activity. Bases 560 to 2023 code for a protein of 487 amino acids.
CGCGGGACGCGGAGGAGUGGCCUGACUUUCCCCUUUAAACCAUCACGAGCCAUGGAAGCGCAAAGGCGACGCGCCCCCCAGUAGGAGAAUGACUGCGGUUCGAGACCCUCCGUGCCAGAGCAUGUGGAUGUAAGUGCGAGGCUAGCGAGCAGAGUGUGGGUGGGGGUUGGCGGUGGGGGUAGAUUCUGAUGCAAUCGGCCCGGAAAGGAGGAGGAGAGCCAGAGAGCGCGGGCUCGGGUGGCCACGCCGCUCUGCCUGAAGGUCGCUGGGAACCUCCGCCCUUCACCUUCCUCGGAAAUCCGCCACCGCGCGCGAACCCUCCCCGCCCAGCCCUCGCUGACGGAGGCCACCUUUUCCCCGCGGAGGCAGCCAGACCGUGACACAAAGGACAUCACACGGCCGGGGGGGGGACCCCGGAAGGGCGGACACCUGGUCUCCUUUUGCCACUUUUCCCUUUAUUGCCCAAGGGGUGUCAAGCUUAUAUUUUUGCUGCUAUCCAUUUGUAAUACACUCAGAGCAGAAUUUGGACUAAUUUUUUGACUACGGAUACUUUGUAAACAUGAUGCAUUUCAAAAGUGGACUUGAAUUAACAGAGUUGCAGAACAUGACAGUGCCAGAGGAUGAUAACAUUAGCAACGAUUCCAAUGAUUUCACUGAAGUAGAAAAUGGUCAAAUAAAUAGCAAAUUUAUUUCUGAUCGCGAGAGUAGAAGAAGUCUCACUAACAGCCAUUUGGAAAAAAAGAAAUGUGAUGAAUAUAUUCCAGGAACAACCUCCUUAGGCAUGUCUGUUUUUAACCUAAGCAACGCCAUUAUGGGCAGUGGGAUUUUGGGACUGGCCUUUGCCCUGGCAAACACCGGAAUUCUACUUUUUCUGAUACUUUUGACCUCUGUGACACUGCUAUCUAUAUAUUCAAUAAACCUUCUUUUGAUCUGUUCAAAGGAAACAGGCUGCAUGGUUUAUGAAAAGCUGGGAGAACAGGUCUUUGGCACCACAGGGAAGCUCGUAAUCUUCGGAGCCACCUCUCUACAGAACACUGGAGCAAUGCUGAGCUACCUCUUCAUAGUAAAAAAUGAACUACCCUCCGCCAUAAAGUUUCUCAUGGGAAAGGAAGAGGCAUUUUCAGCCUGGUAUGUGGAUGGCCGAGUUCUGGUGGUGGUAGUUACUUUUGGCAUAAUCCUCCCUCUGUGUCUCUUGAAGAACUUAGGGUAUCUUGGCUAUACUAGCGGGUUUUCUUUGAGCUGUAUGGUUUUUUUCCUGAUAGUGGUUAUCUACAAGAAAUUUCAGAUUCCCUGCGGUGUUCUGGAGCUAAAUUCAACAAUAAGUGCUAAUUUAACGAACCCUGACAUGUGUACGCCAAAAUACGUCACCUUCAAUUCAAAGACCGUGUACGCUUUACCAACCAUUGCGUUUGCUUUUGUCUGCCACCCGUCAGUCCUGCCAAUUUACAGUGAGCUUAAAGAUCGAUCACAGAAAAAGAUGCAGAUGGUUUCCAAUAUCUCCUUUUUCGCCAUGUUUGUUAUGUACUUCUUGACUGCCAUUUUUGGCUACUUGACAUUCUAUGAAAAGGUGCAGUCAGACCUCCUUCACAAGUACCAGAGUAAAAAUGACAUUCUCAUCCUGACGGUGCGGCUGGCUGUGAUUGUUGCUGUCAUCCUCACGGUGCCCGUGUUAUUCUUCACGGUUCGUUCAUCUUUAUUUGAACUAGCUAAGAAAACAAAGUUUAAUUUAUGUCGUCAUAUCUUGGUUACCUUCAUACUCUUGGUUAUUAUCAACUUGUUGGUGAUAUUCAUACCCUCCAUGAAGGACAUUUUUGGGGUCGUAGGAGUCACAUCUGCUAAUAUGCUUAUUUUCAUUCUUCCUUCAUCUCUUUAUUUAAAAAUCACAAGCCAGGAUGGAGAUAAAGGAACUCAAAGAAUUUGGGCCGCCCUUUUCUUGGUCCUGGGGGUGUUGUUCUCCCUGGUCAGCAUUCCCUUGGUCAUCUACGACUGGGCCUGCUCAUCAAGUAGUGACAAAGGCCACUGAGACCAGCUGAGGACAGGAAACGUUCCGGCCCGCAGCUCGGUCACAUCACCACACAUCAGCAAUCUCUCAUCACUUCUUUCGCAAGUUUACAGAAGCAAAACAGAAAUUCACAAGAUACUUAAAAUGGAAUAACACUUCGGUAGCAAAACAGAAACCUGUUUCUAUAAUGGUUCCUGUCCCCCUAAAAGUUGGGAUCAAUUUAAGGAUUGUGGUUUUUUUUUUUUUUUUAAGUUUCAUGCAAUUGUAUUUCUCAGUACUCUUCACAGUCAGUUAUUUUUCACUGUCCUAACUCUAUUUUUUGUGACUUCAUGGUCCCUUAGAAUUUUGAAAACAUAAUCAUUGAUCAUGUUUAUUUAUUAUGCGUCCAAGGUUCUGAAAUAAUUUUCCUGCCGAUGUUACGCUCAUGCCAUUGGUACCUUUUUAGAAGAGAAAAGAAUCUCGAAUUGUAUAUAGUUAUUUUGCUUUACAGAAAAAGAAAAUGGUUUCAUAAAUAUUUUGCCUACUUUGGUUAACAUAGCACACAGGGAUAAUCAUGAGAGAAUGACGGGGUGAGUGCCGUUGGGGGAUCAGAGCCUACCCAACAUUUGAGGUGGCCCUGAUCAACCUGGCAGCCAGGCUCUGGUGGCCCAAUGGCCUCACUGGUACUACAUCCUGCUUCAGUCAGAGACCUUCUCCAAUGAGUGUUCUUUGCUGGAAAGGGGGUGAGAAUGAUUUCUUACCUUGGUAAACAUCUUAAACUACACAUUUGGGUUAUCUAGCAAAUGAAGUUUUGUUUCCCUCUUGGUCAGUUGUGUCAAAGUUACUCUAAUCUGAGUCACCUUCCACUGAGGGAGACCCAUGACACCUUUGUAAUAAAUCGAGAAGCACGAGUAUUGCAAAAAGAGCAUACAAAAUGCCUAAGAAAAUAUUCCUGUGAUGCAAAUAGCCUUCAACCCUACAUCUUUAGUGUUGAAGGGAGAAAAAACACUUUCUUAAAUUAUAAACCCAGCAGCUUUUACUCAUGUCCACCAGCUUUUUGCACAGGGAAUAAUGUGUAUCUAACCAAGGAUGAUCUAGGAUAAGUAAUUCCUGUUUUAUAUUGGGUACUUUAGGGGGUCUUUAAAAGACUUGUUUUAUAUCUAUAAAUUUAGGUUAUUACAAAUACAAGAUUUUUGUACCUUAAAUAAGCCUCAUUCCUAUUUCUUCUCCAUUAACAAUCCACUCAGAGUCUUG